Messenger RNA from Nasonia vitripennis (jewel wasp), 512 nucleotides. RefSeq lists its product as uncharacterized. The record is from RefSeq and is a predicted model, not a curated record. The transcript has 2 exons. NCBI's taxonomy places the organism in Eukaryota, Metazoa, Arthropoda, Insecta, Hymenoptera, Pteromalidae. The coding region runs from base 146 to 463 and encodes 105 amino acids.
AAAAUUUUAAAAACAAUCUGUUGAAGAAAAUUGUGGAAAAAUUUUAGAUAAAUACUUACAAAGUGUUAAAGGUGAUCAAAGCGAUGGAAACGAAAGUAAUUAUUCACCAAAUUUAUCAGACCUUGACACGAAGGAUGAAUUUGAUAUGAGUUUUCUCAAUGAUGCACCCGAUGCACGUUCAUCAACAUUCCUAAAGGAGCUUACGAAUAAAGAUCUUACACCUAGAAAAACUCCUCCGAUACAGAAGACUUUGAUUGCUCCUUUGGUACAAGAUAUAAAUCCGUCACAUUCAAAAUGUUUAGCUGCUGUAAAUGCAUACAAGAUGCAAAUGAAUUUCUUUAAAAAAAAAAUCAAAGAAGGUGAAUCUGAAGCACAGAAGUGCAAAGGUAAAUACGAGAAACUUGCUAAACAAACAAAAUCUGCAGAACCAUCAGGUAGGCAUUAUAGGGAAAUUUUUUCAUAAUAUAAUAUACACGUGUAUGCACAUCUCUUGCUUUUUUAGAUUCAUCAUU